AUGUCUACCUCAAGAUCCCCCGCUGCUUUAAAGUUAACACCCGAAGAUACUACUCUUUUGCUUGCCGCAAAUACUCAAAUCGGCUCGAAAAACUGUGAAACUUCAAUGGCUCCAUAUGUCUUCAACCGUCGCUCAGAUGGCAUUUUCAUCUUCAAUCUUCUGAAGACUUGGGAGAAGAUCGUUUUCGCUGCCCGCGCCAUUGUUGCUAUUGAGAACCCAGCCGAUGCGUGCGUCGUCUCUGCCCGUCCUUAUGGCCAGCGUGCUGUCCACAAGUUUGCUCAGUAUACUGGUGUCAAAGCUAUUGCUGGAAGAUUCACUCCAGGAACAUUUACCAAUUACAUCACGCGUUCCUUUAAGGAGCCUCGCCUGGUUAUUGUCACUGACCCCCGUACUGACCACCAGCCAAUCAAGGAGGCAGCUUAUGUCAAUAUCCCAACUAUUGCAAUCUGCGAUAGUGAUUCUCCCCUAGCGUAUAUUGAUAUUGCGAUCCCUGGAAAUAACAAGGGAAAGCAUUCAAUUGGUCUUAUUUAUUAUCUUCUUGCUCGUGAAGUAUUAAGACUGAGGGGUGUCAUUUCUCGUGACCAGCCAUGGGAGGUUAUCCCCGAUAUGUUCUUCUUCCGUGACCCUGAAGAGUCAGCUUCCGAGAAAGCGGAGGAGACUCCAUUUGAUGAUUAUGACAUUUCCGAUGUCCAUCAAAUGACCAAUCUUCGUAACCGCGAGCCUUCAAUGCUUGAGGUUGGUGAGAAUGGUCCUUCUUGGUCCGAGCCAGCAGGCACAUGGAACUCAUCCGAAGCCCCAGUUGAAAAAGGAACAUGGGGAGAUGCCUAA
This is a messenger RNA of Mitosporidium daphniae, 828 nucleotides long. RefSeq names its product 40S ribosomal protein S0. Gene Ontology annotation, molecular function: structural constituent of ribosome. Gene Ontology annotation, biological process: ribosomal small subunit assembly; cytoplasmic translation. The coding region runs from base 1 to 828 and encodes 275 amino acids. The record is from RefSeq and is a predicted model, not a curated record. Lineage: Eukaryota; Fungi; Microsporidia. Gene Ontology annotation, cellular component: cytosolic small ribosomal subunit; ribosome; 90S preribosome. The transcript has a single exon.